UUGUUGUGUCACGUGACGGGGGAGUAACGAGGUGAAUGCGCCGGGUCGAAUUCGUGAGGAAGAGUCAAAAAUUUUCACACUAUCGACUUUGAGCAAACCAAUUACAAGAUGGAUGUACGAAAAGUGACAGAAUUGUUGCGUGCCACGAUCGACCCAGCGCAACAGAAGCAAGCUGAAGAACAGUUAAAUCAGAUCCAUAAAAUUAUUGGUUUUGCACCAACACUUCUCCAAGUAGUAAUGACUGCAGAGCAAAUGCCUGUACGACAAGCGGGUGUUAUAUAUUUGAAGAAUCUGAUUACAACAAAUUGGGCUGAUAGAGAAAGUGAAAAUGGUCCUGUUGAGUUUAGUAUUCAUGAACAAGAUCGUGCAAUGAUUCGUGAUGCAAUUGUUGAUGCUCUUGUGCAUGCUCCAGAACUUAUCAGAGCGCAGUUGGCUGUUUGUAUUAACAAUAUUGUGAAACAUGAUUUUCCUGGAAGAUGGACACAAAUAGUGGACAAAAUUACAAUAUAUUUACAGAAUUCAGAUGCCUCCUGCUGGCCAGGUGUUUUACUUGCACUCUAUCAGCUUGUUAAAAAUUUCGAAUAUAAAAAGGCAGAGGAAAGAGGACCAUUGAAUGAAGCAAUGAAUCUUUUAUUUCCUAUGAUUUAUCAAUUAAUGUUGCGACUUUUACCAGACUCUUCAGAACAAUCAGUGUUGCUUCAAAAACAAAUAUUGAAAAUAUUUUUUGCCCUGACACAGUAUACACUUCCUUUAGAUCUGAUUUCAAAAGAAGUUUUUUCACAAUGGAUGGACGUGGUACGACAAGUUGCCGAUAGACCUGUUCCUCCUGAGACUAACAAUCCAGAUUUAGAUGACGACGACCGAGCAGAACUGCCAUGGUGGAAAUGUAAAAAAUGGGCACUUCAUAUUCUUCAUAGAGUGUUCGAGAGAUAUGGCAGUCCCGGAAAUGUAACCAAAGAAUAUCAGGAGUUUGCUGAAUGGUACCUGAGAACUUUCAGUGGAGGUAUACUUGAAGUCCUUUUAAAAAUUUUGGACCAAUAUCGAAGAAAGAUAUAUGUAUCACCUAGAGUGAUACAACAAUCAAUUAAUUACAUUAAUCAAGGAGUAAGUCAUGCAUUUUCAUGGAAGUUCUUAAAACCACAUAUGUUCGAGAUAAUUCGUGACGUGCUAUUUCCAAUACUUUCAUACUCCGCUGCAGAUGAAGAGCUUUGGAUUAAUAACCCAUAUGAGUAUAUUAGACUGAAAUUUGAUAUAUUUGAAGAUUUUGUAUCUCCAGUGACUGCGGCACAGACUUUAUUACAUUCUGCUUGUAAAAAACGUAAAGAUAUGCUUCAAGAAACUAUGCAAUUCUGUGUGGAAGUAUUAACUAGUCCAAAUGCAGAUCCGAGGCAGAAGGAUGGUGCACUACAUAUGGUUGGAAGUUUGGCAGAUGUAUUAUUGAAAAAGAAAGUUUAUAAGGAACAAAUGGAUAAGAUGUUGUUACAGUAUGUCUUUCCUGAAUUCAAUAGUCCUCAUGGUCAUAUGAGAGCAAGAGCUUGUUGGGUAUUACACUAUUUUUCCGAAAUAAAAUUUAAACAAGAACAAAUAUUAGUCGAAGCAGUUCGACUAACGACGAGUGCUCUUCUUACGGACCAAGACUUGCCGGUUAAAGUAGAAGCUGCUAUUGCUUUACAAAUGCUUCUUUCUGCUCAAGAAAAAGCACAAAAAUAUGUAGAACCGUUAAUCAAACCGAUAACGCUUGAAUUAUUGACCAUCGUACGAGAAACUGAAAACGACGAUUUAACAACUGUUAUUCAAAAAAUGGUACAUACAUAUUCAGAUCAGCUUAUGCCAAUCGCAGUUGAAAUGUGUCAACAUCUUGCUACAACUUUUAGCCAAGUACUCGAAACAGACGAAGGUAGCGAUGAAAAAGCUAUAACUGCCAUGGGAUUGUUAAGUACAAUAGAAACCUUAUUGUCUGUCAUGGAAAAACAACCACAAAUCAUGGCACAAUUACAACCGACAGUGCUUCAAGUUGUUGCUCACAUUUUUGGGGAAAGUGUUAUGGAAUUCUACGAGGAAGCUCUUUCAUUAGUGUAUGAUCUCACGAAAACCACAAUUUCAGAAGAUAUGUGGAAAGUCUUGGAAUUAAUGUAUCAGUUAUUCCAGAAAGACGGUUUUGAAUAUUUUACUGAUAUGAUGCCUGCUCUUCAUAAUUACAUCAUAGUUGAUACUCCGGCAUUUCUUUCUAAUGAAAAUCACAUACUAGCUAUGUUUAAUAUGUGCAAAGCUGUAUUAACUGGUGAUGCCGGAGAAGAUCCAGAGUGUCAUGCUGCCAAACUGUUGGAAAUAAUAAUUUUACAAUGUAAAGGUCAUAUUGAUCAGUGUAUACCUUCACUUGUACAAUUGGUGUUAGAACGUUUGAUGCGCGAGGUUAAAACAUCUGAACUAAGAACCAUGUGUUUACAAGUAGUAAUCGCAGCUCUUUAUUAUAAUCCGGCACUGUGUCUCGAAACAAUGGAUAGAUUACAAGGAAGUUUUGGACAGUCAACAGAACCAAUUGCUUCACAUUUUAUUAAACAAUGGAUACACGAUACGGACUGUUUCUUAGGGUUGCAUGACAGAAAACUCUGUGUUCUUGGAUUGUGUACUUUAAUUAGCAUGGGCCCAGCAAGACCGCCAGCAGUAAACGAAUGCGCUCAGCAAAUUAUACCAUCUUUAAUUCUUCUUUUCGAUGGUUUGAAAAGGGCUUAUGCAGCUAAAGUAUCUGAUACUGAUGAUGAAGAAAAUGAAGAAGAUGAUAGCGAUAUUGACACAGAAGUGUUAUCAUCGGACGAAGACGAAAUCGACGAUGCUAGUCAAGAAUAUUUGGAAAAGUUACAAGAGAAGGUGACAAGGUCAUCUACUCAACACGGUUUUAAUGUAUCAGCUUCAAUUCAAGAUGGUCAUGGAGAUCACAGAUCAGACGUUGAUGGCGAUGACUCAGAAUACGAUGCCAAUGAAGAAACUCCACUUGAAUGCUAUGCCACGUUAUUAGAUUCAGAAGAUACGAAUCAAGAUGAAUACGUUGUUUUCAAAGAAGUAAUGCAAAACAUUGAAAGAACAGAUACAGUGUGGUAUAGGGCAUUAACCGGUCAUUUAACUUCAGAACAGCAGAAAGCAUUACAGGAAAUUAUUCUUCUGGCAGAUCAACGUAAAGCAGCCCUUGAAAGUAAAAGAAUUGAACAAAGUGGAGGUUACGCUUUUCAUUCGCAGACUGUUCCAACGUCGUUUAACUUUGGUGGAACGCCUCUGAGCCGAUAAAGACUCCUGAUCGUUUAUAUUUUUAUGUUAAGUAAGUAAAUAAAUUGCGAAGCAUCCGAGUCGAGUAUCCUUAACAAUGCAAUACAUGUUCCCACUCCGUUAAAACCGAGUUAUAUGCGAGUCAAAAUAAAUACGAGAGCGUCCUUUUUUUGUUUGCUUUUUUCACGUCUUUGUGGCUUUUCAUGACUAUAGCUCGGUACAUACAACAAUGGUAGCAUCCUUUCGAGCGUUUGGAAAUCCAUUCCACGAUGGAAUCUGCGGAGAAGCACGUUUCUUUUUACAACGCAAUAGUAAAAUGUAAUUAAUCUUCAUAAUAGAAGAAUGUUAUAUUUAACGUAAAUAAAGAAAAAAAUCUUUAUUUUGUCGUAUAAAAAAUAUUUGUUAUCAUUGUAUAUUUCGAUUUCCAGAUUCCAGGGAAUAAGUUCUGAUCUCGUUUCCAAAUCGCCGUGCUUCUUCGCGGAACUCACGUCAAUCCAUUGUCCAGCGCGAUCGAAUUUUUAUUUUUUUUUUUCUUUUUUUUACACGUGAAAAUAGAAAUGAAAGUAUAAAAAGAAGACAGAAUGCAUGCAAGUGUGCUAGUGUAUGAAAGAAAAAAAAAGGUGGAAAGGGAGAAAUAUUUCGAUCGCUCUUGAAGCGCUCGAAAAAGUGCCUUCAACAUGCUCGACGCGGAUGGGACCUAACUUAAAGACAGUAAAAUUGGAUCGAGGCUAGGACGCUUCUCUAGUUUGUAAGUUCCGUAAACACUGUACUAAAGUAUAAUAAAUUAAUGCUAAUAAAAAGAAACAAUUAUUCAAGA
Megachile rotundata (alfalfa leafcutting bee) is the source of this 4078-nucleotide messenger RNA. It is a transcript of the gene msk, whose product is annotated as importin-7 msk. Gene Ontology annotation, biological process: protein import into nucleus. Gene Ontology annotation, molecular function: small GTPase binding. The record is from RefSeq and is a predicted model, not a curated record. Lineage: Eukaryota; Metazoa; Arthropoda; Insecta; Hymenoptera; Megachilidae. Gene Ontology annotation, cellular component: nuclear envelope; cytosol.